Messenger RNA from Saccostrea cuccullata (small rock oyster), 1679 nucleotides. RefSeq lists its product as uncharacterized. The transcript has 10 exons. Bases 119 to 1603 code for a protein of 494 amino acids. NCBI's taxonomy places the organism in Eukaryota, Metazoa, Mollusca, Bivalvia, Ostreida, Ostreidae. The record is from RefSeq and is a predicted model, not a curated record.
UAUGUAAGAAUUAUCUCGUGUACAUGAUAUAUUGUAAAAAAAAAAAUGAUUCCGUAAAGAAGGAUUAAAGUUUAAUAGUUGACCAGAGGAUAGAAUGGGAUGAACGAACGAAGACGGUAUGUUAGGCUUCGUCUGUCCGCUGUACUUCUCUAUAGCUUACCUCUGGCGACUUACAGAUGGAGCUUGUGAAUUUCCCUCCGAUCUUCGAGGAGAGUGGUACACGACCAGCAAUGGCCUCGUGACGUUUACCAACCAGAGCAUCAGCAACUUCAAAAGCUUGAUCCACUCCUCCACUCAGACCUUCGACUGCGAAUACAUCGAUAAUGGCCGAUAUAUCACGAGAGCCCGGAUCCCUAUCCUUAGUACCAGUCUAUAUGACGUGUAUUUCUGUAUGUCAUUUACAAAAAUUACGGAAACCAAGUAUCUUGUCCACUAUAACUCAGAUAUCUCAGCCUUUGUUCAGGAGCGAGUGGUUGGGAAGACGGUCGUAGCUUCUAGUUCUACACUCCUCCCCGCAGCGGAGGCCUGUAAUCUAACAUCAGCCAUACCCACCGGGACCCAGGAAGUGUACGUUAAAAAAGGUAACGAGACGUCGGAUUUCAUAAACUGUCCCAAUAGUAUUGCGAGCACCCUUGACAUGACCUUGAACUCUGACUGCAGUGGAAACAUUGUGUACGGAACGACAACUUCUUUAAUACAUACUUAUAAUAGUUCUUGUGUUACAACUAGUAUAACAUUUACAAACAGCGGUAACCUUAGUUGCAUUUACUCUGUGCUGUCUGGAUUCACGACUUAUCUGACAGUUUAUAACAUGGACAUCUCUACGGAUGAAACCAACACAUUCAGAUUUCUUUGUUAUGCUAUCACCAGCAGCGGUGAUCAGGUAUACCUGACAUAUCACCCAAAGAUCUGUCAGUACAACCAGACAUCUACUUCUGUGACGUCACCAGGUGUAAUGGCUAACCUGGUAAAUCGAUAUAAAGAGGCAACUCCGACUGAUGAUGACGAAGUCCCAAUAGUUAUAAUAAUAGUCGGAACAACAGUGCCUUUAGUGCUCCUCCUUGGCAUGAUCCUCUUCAUCGUAUACUGGAAAAUCAAAUUCCGCAACAAGAUAAACCACGAAUUGGAAAUGAAUGCAAAGAGAAAUUGGAGGAAACUGGCACAACAUUUUAACAUUACAACCAGACAUAGUUUAGGAACGAUGGAAGAGUACGCCGAUCAUUCAAAAUUCCACAAGAAGAAAAAGAAAAAGAAGAGAAAAAGCAAGGAGAACAGCGAAAUUGUCUCCAUAAGCUCUCAAACUGACUCCAGAAGGCGUUCUGUCUGGUGGGACGAUUUCAGCAAUACCAUCGAGGAGCACCAUGAGCCACAGCCUUGGCAAAAUCAAUGGGAAACAUUCAAUGAUCCACUGAGUAAGCAGGUGAAUGAGAGCGGGAGAAAAUCCCCAUCUACAGCGCGAAGUGACGCCACAGUCCGGAAAAUAUGGAUAGAUCCAGAGAUGAAAGAAAAAGUGGAAGUCGAUUCGGUGUGGGAAAAAGUGGCGAGCAAUUUUGACCAGCUUCGGAAAGCUGCUAAGCCAAGUGAAACUGUUCGAACAAAAUAGUUGUUCCAGUGAAUGCAUUUAUGGAUAGUUUACAUAUGUCCUCUGUUUGCUAGGAGUAUAGCGAAAAAGGAACGGA